GUAAUUUGCAGCAAAAAUACUUAAGUUUUAUGCCGAAUAGCAGAUAAAUACCUAAGUCCUAUUUUUGGCGGUAUAAAUACCUUCCGUCACUACUCUAGAACUUCCGUAGGUACCUCUCCGUUUUUGCAUUGUAAUGUGUCAGGUGUCGUGCCAUGUCAUUAAAAUAUAUGCCACAUCACUCACACCACUUAAACUUAACCAUGCCACAACAUACAUUAAAAACCCUCUUAAAAUAAAACCCUAAGAUUAAUUAAACCCUCUUAAAAUCAAAAUAAAAAUACUUACAAAAAAACCAAAAAAAUAAAAAAUAAAUAAAUAUUUUAUAUAACUCAAACCUAAAUAAUCUGAGGCAAAACUUUUCCACCAUUGUUGUAAGCUCGAAGGUGACAGUGAGGCAAUGGGACGGUGGUUUUGCGAUUGUAAACCACCAUUGGAAGUUGCGAUUCGCACCUCUAGGACGAUGAAGAAUCCUGGGAGAAGGUUCAAGUGCUGCCCAAUCCAUAAGAGGAAUGGUGGGUGCGAUUUUUUCGAGUGGGUUGACAGGGAGAUGUUUCGAAAUUGUGGAGGUGGAUGUUGUAUCCAUGGAGAUUGGAGUGGGCAUGAAGUUUCGAUGGGGUACUGUUCUGUGCAUCAACAAAGAACAGCCCCUUGCAGCCAUGGAGUUUGUACAAAUGGAGAUGUUGCUACUCAUUGUAGUAGUCAUCACAGUCAUGCACCUUUGGAAGAUUAUAAUGAAAGCACAUCUGCAUUUGAAAGGGGAAAAGAUCAUUAUUGGAUUUGGUUUUUAGGUUGUGUAGUUAUAGUUGUACUCUAUGUAAUGUUGUUCUGAAAUGAAGAAGGUUAAGAAUUGUACUAGUAAGCUUUAAUGUAUGAAUGAAUGACUCUUUUAUGUAUGAA
Molecule: messenger RNA, 897 nt
Organism: Cannabis sativa
Lineage: Eukaryota; Viridiplantae; Streptophyta; Magnoliopsida; Rosales; Cannabaceae
Exons: 2
Coding region: 398-829 (143 amino acids)
Molecular function (GO): zinc ion binding
Source: RefSeq, a predicted model, not a curated record